AUGAAAUACAACAGUUAAACCAAUCCUCCUUCGAAUUUCCAACACUUUAUGGGCGUUGCUCCAAACUAGUUCAACUCUAAUGUCAAAGGUUAGACAUUAAAUCCACAAUAACAGAAUCAGUUUGAUUAAUCUAGGGUCUCAUAAUUGCCUGUUUCCAAAAUUGAGGAGAUCAAUAACCAACAAUCUCAUGAAGUUAAUCAUAGUCAGAUUGAUCCCCAUUAGCACUCAUCUAAAGGCUAACAUUAUCAUCCUCUCACCAUGCCAUGCAAUUGGGAAUUGGCUAGAAAACAUGCUUAAUCAAGAAGGACAGCUUUAGAGAAAAAGAAGGACAUUAAUAAAACUACAAAUGUUGAAACCUGUCCUUGCUGUGGAUUUGAAGUAGAGAGAGAUGAUAUCCCGUACUGUUCAAAUCCCAUGGCCUUAUCAUUUCUAGGUUCUGGAUUCACCUUAUUUUACAAUUAUCUUAAAUAUUGCAUAAUAAUCUUGUUCAUAACUUUGGUCACUAAGCAGAUAUAUAAUCUCUAUACCAGUUAUGAGGGAUCAUAUUGCAGUCACUUUAAAAGAGAAAAAUUAGAAGGACAUAUAGUAGAAUUACCAAACUGUUCAGAAUCAUUGUUCUUGAAAUUAUCAUUAGCUAAUAAAUUGGACAAUCGUUAAGCUUUGGAGCAUGUGCAAAUCUUAAACUUUAUAAACCUAUUUAUUGUAAUGAUGGUUCUCAUCUAUUUUAGAAAAAGCUAGAGAUAGAUAGAUACAACAAUAGACGAGGAACUCUUGACACCUGCUGAUUAUACGGUUUGUGUCAAGAAUAUUCCUUUAGGACUAGGGUUAGAUUACAAAUGGGAAUUGAAACAUAUGUUUGAGACUUGUGCAGUUAUUUCAGAUACGAAAUCUAUUGUAGUGAAGAAGGUUGUUCUCGUUUAUGAUAUUGAAGAAAUUAUCGAGAUGGAAAAACAACUAGAUGAAUUAGUGGAUAGGAAGAAAGAUCUUAUAAAAGAAUAUGAUUAUCAAUUUAAUCAUCCAAAAGUUUUGGAAAUGGAUUAGAAGAUCAAACAGCUGGAGCAUAAAAUACAUGAAACUGAGAAGGAAUAUGAAAGAGAAAAUAAAAAAUUUGCCGGAAUAGCAUUCAUAUCAUUUGAUGAUGAAAAUAUGAAAAAUCUAGUGUUACAAGAGAAUCAACAUACCCAAUUCGAGAGAAUGAAGUCAUAUUGGAAUAAGGGUAAAUUAGAAGGAUUGUCCGAGAAUGAUUUAUCAUGGCAUGAUCAAAAAUUAUUUAUUGAACAGGCUCCAGAACCAAAUGAAGUUGAUUGGGAAUUCAUUCAUGUUAAAACUGAAGAAAAGAUAAGCAAGAGAAUGAAGGCUUGGAUAAUUUACAUCUUGGUUGAAAGUGCAGCAUUCUACUCAAUAUAUCUGAUUUCACAUAAAGUGGCUAAAUAUGGAGAUGAGGCAAGAGAGGAAGAAAUACAAGGAAAAUUGGAUCAUAAUACUAUGUUGAAAAUAAACAUUCUAUCUUAUGUUAUAUCCUUGAGCAUUGUUCUAUUUAAUAAAUUUGCAGUUGCCAAAAUAGUUCAUUAUAUUGUAGAUGACGAAAAAAUAUCCAGUAAGACUAAAUUUUAAAUAUCCUUCGUUUACAAAUAUGCUUUAGCAUUAUUUUUGAAUGCAGCUAUUAUUAGUUUCUUGGUGGAUAUUGUGAUUUUAAAGAAUGUGGAAGGAGCUGGAGGGUUCUUACAAAACGAAAGUUAGAUUUUUAUUCUGAAUGCGAUAUUACCUCCGUUUAUAUGGUGUGUAGAUCCUUGGAGUUUAUGUAAAAACAUCUGGAGAUGGUAUAUUGUAAGAAAGGGUGACAAAGCCUUACUAACUUAAUAAGAAGCAAAUACAUUAAUGGAGGAGCCUGACUAUUUGUCAGCCAAAAGGUAUUCAGAUAUUAUGAAAACAAUGUGGUUUACUUUUCUAUAUGGUACAGCCAUUCCCUUAGGCACAGUUUGCAGUGCUUUUGGAAUUCUGAUUUACUAUUAUGUUGACUAUUAUAACAUUUUAAGGAGGAGAACAGUGAAGGAAUCCAUCAGCAUUUAAUUAUCAACAGAGAUGAUUGAGAUGUUGGAAUACAUAAUAGUAUGGAGUGCCUUUGGAGAAAUGAUCAUGACAUAUGCAUUUUUCAAAGAGAUAAGCUAGAUUGAUGUUCUGUUGAUGGUGAUUGCUAUCAUCUAUGCUUCUUUACCUAUGGAAGACAUCUCAGAAUAUUUGUUCCCAGUAGUCAACAACGAAGAAAUUAAGCCAUAUGAUGAAGGAUGUUUGGGAUUUGAUACAGAUUAUGACAGAGAAAACCCAGUGACAAGACAUAAGGCUAUUGAAGAAUGGAAUGAUAAACAAAAUAUGCUUAUCAAUUCAAACUACAAAAUUCAGAAGUACUAUCAAUAAUAAGAUCAAUUUGGGUAUAAUAAUGAUGGCCAUUAUGGCAGAAGAUGA
This is a messenger RNA of Paramecium tetraurelia, 2463 nucleotides long. RefSeq lists its product as uncharacterized. Gene Ontology annotation, cellular component: plasma membrane. The record is from RefSeq and is a predicted model, not a curated record. Gene Ontology annotation, molecular function: calcium-activated cation channel activity. NCBI's taxonomy places the organism in Eukaryota, Ciliophora, Oligohymenophorea, Peniculida, Parameciidae. The transcript is spliced from 5 exons.